AAAGACGGAACAAAUCCAAAAUUCGUCCCGCCGGUUAAGAACACCAACCAGCCCUAUAGUCCCUGCCAACAUUUUUAGCUUCACGUCGAUCGACUCCGCCGCCUGCUUCUACUUUCCCGGUGUACCGGAAAUGGUCAUAAGCCUUUUGGAGUAACUAUUAAAAUAGAAAGAAGUUACACGAGGGAUAAAAAGAUUCUUUUGUUGAGAGUUAUUUAGUCCAUCCAGUCAUGGACGAAUACAAAAGAAAUUUUCUCAAGCAACGCUCUAACCCCCAAUUCAAGAGGAAGGGAGGCGCUAAAAAUGCAAAGGGGAAUUAUGCUGGUCAUGAACGGUCAUCUGAAAGUUCUCGAAGUUCAGAUACUACCUAUUGUAUACUUUGUCAAUCCAAAAAAAUUGGUAGUGUAAUUGGAAAAGGUGGUAGCAUAAUCAAAGCCCUGAGAGAGGAAACUCAAGCAAAGAUUAGGGUUGCUGACAGUGUGCCUGGUUCUGAUGAUAGACUAAUAAUUAUCUCUAGUCCCUCUACAAAGCUAGCUAGGAGACAAAACACUGACAACAACAAUGAAAAUCCAGAAUUAAAGGAAGAAAAUGGUAGCAUGGAGCCACAUUGUGCUGCGCAAGAUGCUCUGUUAAAAGUUCACAAUAGGAUUGUUGAAGAAGACUUGCAUGAAGCACAAGAUGAGGAUAAGAAUGAAAUUGUAAUCAUCACGCGUCUACUUGUUCCAAACAAUUUGGUUGGAUGCCUUUUAGGAAGAAAAGGCGAUGUUAUUCAGAAAUUACGAAGUGAGACUGGGGCAAGCAUUCGUGUUCAAUCUGCUGAGCAUCUUCCAGCUUGUGCUAUGACCACUGAUGAAUUGGUCCAAAUAUCAGGUAAACCUGCUUUGGUAAGAAAAGCCUUGUAUGAAGUAUCAACUCUGUUGCAUCAGAAUCCACGCAAAGAAAAACCUACCUCGAGUUUUCCCAUGGUACAUGGUGCUCAAGGUUUUCACCCCCCUGGUCCUCCCAUGGAAAAUAUGAUUCCUCCAGGAAAAUCAAUGUGGUCUCGAAGUAGAUCUAAUUUAAAUGGUAUGCCGCCUGUGUUAGGGAUGGGAGGGUAUAGGAACCAGCUUUCUGGAUUUGGUCGUCCAGAUUUUGAUUAUGAUCCUCUCCCUUGUGCUGGUGAAGCUCCAAGUGAUUUCACCAUGAAAAUUCUGUGUUCAGCUGCAAAAAUUGGUGGCGUUAUAGGCAAGGGGGGUUUCAAUGUAAAACAACUGCAGCAGGAAACAGGAGCAAGUAUACAUGUUGAGGAUGUCGUACCCGAAUCUGAUGAAAGAGUUAUUCAUGUCUCCUCUUUGGAGUCUCUGUGGGAUCCCAGAUCACAAACUAUUGAUGCCAUACUUCAACUUCAAAGUAAAACAAGUGAAUUUUCUGACAAAGGAAUUAUCACUACAAGGCUUCUUGUUCCCUCAAAUAAGGUUGGAUGCAUUCUUGGUCAAGGAGGACAGGUUAUCAAUGAGAUGAGGAGGAGGACACAGGCAGAUAUUCGUGUUAUUUCCAAGGAUGAUAAACCCAGAUGCGCAUCUGCAGAUGAAGAACUUGUGCAGAUAUCUGGAAGCUUUGGUGUUGCAAAAGAUGCCUUGGUUGAAAUUGCUUCUAGGCUUAGAGCAAGAUCCCUUAGGGAUGUAAAUAGCAAGGCGGAAUCUGCUCCUGUUAGGCCACUUUCUGGAUUUGGUCCUUCAGAGGAUUUCCGAAGUGGAGAUCCACAACGUUCAGGUGUGAUGGAAGCUGGCAGCUCUAGAAGAUAUGAUCAUUUGAAGGGUGCUGUUCGUGAAUAUGACCAUCCGAGUUAUCCAGAUCUUCCCAUUGCUACUAGAUACCCAAGUAUCAGUAGUCCUCUGGAGGUGAAGUUUCCAGACCAUUCUUUUGGCUCUGCAAAAAGAACAGGAGGGUACAACAUUAAUGAGGUUGCUGGAAGUAGGGCAAGAUUUCAGGAUCCUCGUUCUAUCAAUCCUGGAUUUAUUGAUGAUAUUCGGGGGACUUCGGAUUAUAUGAAUGCUGGGCACAAUGUUUUUCCUGGGUCUUCAGAGAAUUUGAAUGCGGGGCGCCCUACUUUUCAAGGAUAUGGGUCUCCUGCUGGACAGAGCAGCAAUAUUCAGCAAGGCGCUUACCACCAGAGUUAUCCUGCUCAACAAAGUGCAUAUCAAAGUUACACAGCUAAAAGUGGCUAUCCUAGUGGUAGUCCUUCCCAAUUGCCUUACCAAAACUAUAAUCCUCAUCAAGCUCCAUAUCAGAGCAUGAACUCACAGCAGCAGCCGCAGCCGCAGCCGCAGCAGCAGUAUCAGCAGCAGCCGUCAUACCAGAACAUGACUGCACAAGGUUCCUACCAUUAUUGAUGCUAGAUACUAAGUUCCUCAAAAUACUUAUGGUAGGUUUUAGUCAGUCUUGUACCCUAAUUUAAUCUCAUGUUGUGCUAUACUUGUUUCUGAAAGUGUUACUAAAAGUAAUUUAACUGCUUGCAUUCUAUGGAACUUCCCCCACCCCCUUAGUGCAUUGGUUAAGAGUAGCGUAUUAUGGUUGGAGAGGUUAAGUAGUUAAAGGUUUGGCAAAUUUUCAGAGAUCUCGCUUCAGUUUAACUCUGUAACAUUUAACUUCCUUGUGGCUUACGGUAAUACACUGAACUCCCUUAUAUAGAUUUCUUUGUAAUGA
Molecule: messenger RNA, 2682 nt
Organism: Nicotiana tabacum (common tobacco)
Lineage: Eukaryota; Viridiplantae; Streptophyta; Magnoliopsida; Solanales; Solanaceae
Product: KH domain-containing protein At4g18375-like
Molecular function (GO): RNA binding
Source: RefSeq, a predicted model, not a curated record